Molecule: messenger RNA, 2840 nt
Organism: Pyrus x bretschneideri (Chinese white pear)
Lineage: Eukaryota; Viridiplantae; Streptophyta; Magnoliopsida; Rosales; Rosaceae
Product: cyclic nucleotide-gated ion channel 1-like
Exons: 9
Coding region: 681-2642 (653 amino acids)
Biological process (GO): transmembrane transport; monoatomic ion transport
Cellular component (GO): membrane
Molecular function (GO): monoatomic ion channel activity
Source: RefSeq, a predicted model, not a curated record
CCUUUAUAAAAUAAAGACACGUGUGCAUUUUCAAGUCUCUAACCAUGCAACCAGACAUCCCUUAUUCUGCAAACCAAACAUUCUUCUUCUCCCUCAUCGAGCACUGGAUCCCCUCUCAUCUCCGGCGACGCACCCGCAACCCCUCUCUUUGCCGGUGACCCCAAUCCCUCUUUCCUGCGACCCACCAAUCCCUUUCUUCUACAGCGACUGCGAUCGUCGUCCUCCGUUAUGGACGACGGCAAUGAUUGCGAACUGUCAUCAUCAAUCAGGACAGUCCCUCUCACCAUUUGAUCUCAAUCUGGUGAUGUUUGUGGCGACGAGCAAGAUCCUGAAGCCACAAUUUCUGCCAUUAAUUAAUUUGGAUCUCCAUAGUGGUUAGAUGGGUGAUAGCUUUUGUGAAAGAAUUUGCAAUGUUUUUGCUGUUCGGGAGUGAACUGUGGGGUGAGGGAAGGAGAAGAAGGAUGUUUGGUUUGCAGGACUAAGAGUGUUUGGUUGUGUGGUUCGAGACUAGAAAAUGGACAGGUGUCUUUAUUUUAUUGGAGGCUUCGAUUUCUGCCACUCGGAUGCGCUCUCUCUCUACUCGAUCCACCUUGUAAACUGAAAGCCUCCUAAACUUAGCAAUCCAGGCUAGCAGCGAGUACUGAUCAUCACGGUGUAUCAUAAACACGAAUUGAGUAGUUAUGGCCAACAGAAGAGAAGCUUUAGAUGUGGAGAACCAGGGAAAGGGUCGGAAACCAGGGACUACAACGAGAUAUGCCCCAGCAAUGCGAAUUCGUGAUGAACAGGGGAAAUUCCUUCUCAGAUGGAGCAUGAUAUUUGUAAUGUCCUGUGUGUUUGCCGUCACAUUAGAUCCUCUGUUCUUUUACAUUUUAAUCAUUGAUCAAGACAAGAAGUGCCUUCAAAUGGACAAAACGCUGAGCACUACUGUUCUUGUUUUGCGAUCACUCACGGAUUUCAUUUUCUUUGUGCAUUUUAUAUAUAAAAUUUACGACGUCUUUAUAGUUCAAAAGAACAAACAGUUGACGGCUAAUGAGGCCGCAGAUACCCUGCAACUUGUGGCCUCGAGUACCCUGCAAACUGGAGGAAAUUUGGAUCGGAAAUCAAAAAGAAUAUUGUUGUGGUCAUCUCUUUCCAUUAUAAAUGAUUUUCUCGCUCUUCUUCCCGUCCCACAACUGUUAAUUGUAAUCGCUUUUUACAAAAUGAGAGCCGCUGGAUAUAUGGAACAUAAAAAGGCUCUAAAUGUCUUCCUUCUUGGUCAAUAUCUACCAAGGAUAUUUCGAAUUCACCAGUCAUCCAAGGAACUUCGAGAGAAUGCUGGACCAUGGGUUAGAGGUCUAUUCAAUUUUUUUCUCUACAUUCUUGCCAGUCAUAUACUUGGAGCUUUUUGGUAUUUCUUUUCUAUUCAACGAGAGACAUCAUGCUGGUACAGUGCAUGUGCAAAUCAUAGUCUUGAUCCUGCUGGAUGUAUGAAUACUUUCUACUGUGGGCAUCGAACUACUACUUCGAGAAAUAUUAUACUUCUAAACGAGCGUUGCAGGCUAGAUACUCCAGAUGGUGCUUCGGCACCAUUUAAUUUUGGAAUAUUUCUCGAUUCUCUUAAGAAUCAUAGCACAGAGCAUAUCCAUUUUAGAAAGAAGUUCCUUUACUCUUUCUGGUGGGGCUUGCGAAAUAUAAGUAAUUUUGGAACGAAUCUGACAACAAGCACUUAUGUCUGGGAAAACUUGUUUGCAAUUCUUAUCUCCAUCAUUGGCUUGCUACUGUUCUUAUAUCUUAUCGGAAAUGUACAGAAUUUAAUGCUGAAAGAAGCUACAAAAACAAAAGAGGAAACACAGAUAAAUCAGGUGAAGAUGCUGUUAGAAGCUACAGAACAGAUAAUUCAGGCGAAGAUGCUGAAAGAAGCUACAAAAAUAAAAGAGGAGGAAAGACAGAUAAUUCAGGUGAAGAUGCUGGGUGUACGCAAGUGGAUAUUCGAAAAUAAAUUCCCUGAUCAUAUCAAGAACGAAAUCGUGAAUAGCAUUGAGCAAACAUUGAGAAAAAACAAAGAUGCUGAUGUUGACAAGCCAUUCCUUAUUCUUCCCUGGCAAACCAAAAGAUCUGUAAAACGCCAUCUUUUCAUGGAUACACUAAAAAUAGUAAACAAGCUUAAAGACAUGGAUGAAAGAGUGUUGACAUUGAUGUGCGACUACCUGAAGCCAGUGACAUACAUUGAGAACAGCUUCGUUUUCCGAAUGGGAGAUCCGCUCGAUUGCAUGUUGUUCAUUAUCGAAGGAACAAUUUGGACCUACGCGUCGAAGGAUAGUCAAGUUGGGAAUGGAAUCUCAUCAAUGGUCACCAAGCCCCUCAGGAAAUGUCACUUUUACGGGGAAGAGCUUCUCGAUUGGGCAUCAGAGAGUUUCACCGAACUUCCUGUCUCCAGCAAACAUGUCAAAAGUCAGACAAAAGUAGAAGCAUUUGUGCUCAUGGCCAAGGACUUGGAAACUGUAGUCUCCAGAAGCAAACCAUCUUGGCAUUUGCUCAAGUGUAACAAUCCUGGAGAGGUGGCAAUUUCUACCUUCCGUCGUUUCCGACCACGCCCGCCCCUGUUCCCGGCUGGAACAGCGGAUGCCAAUGGUGAGAGCUUGCCAUCGGCAGCAGGCAAUUAGUAUCUUCAGAAACGUCAAAGCAGGGACGCUCAAUUUAUGGCCAAGAAUUCCACACGUGGCAAUAGUAUUGUUGGUUGAUAACUUAAUAUUUACCCGUACUUUGCAAUGGUUUAGUGGUAGCCGCAUUACCAUUUCUCACAGGGAUAUGUAUAUACGCAGGGGUGUUUUGAUAUAUGAGCCUUGUUUUUUAAUUUUUUA